Molecule: messenger RNA, 1323 nt
Organism: Colletotrichum graminicola M1.001
Lineage: Eukaryota; Fungi; Ascomycota; Sordariomycetes; Glomerellales; Glomerellaceae
Exons: 1
Coding region: 1-1323 (440 amino acids)
Source: RefSeq, a predicted model, not a curated record
AUGGAAGAAGACGACACGUUUUCCAAGGUCAACCUCUACAACCUGUGUCUGGUAGACAAAAAAUGGCACCAAGCCGCGACCCCAAGUCUCUAUCACACCUUCGAGUCACGCUGGGACAGGAGCUUCUUCACCUUCCUACCAACGCUCAUCCAGCAUCCGAACCUAGCCAUCCAUGUCAAGUGCGUCUCUCUGAGUUUGGAUUAUCAAAACUGGCCCUGGGAGGAUACGAAGACCUUCAGAAAUGUCAUUAGAUCCAGAGCUCUUGCUCUAGGCUCCCCCUUUUCAGACCACCCGGCAUUAGUGGCCGACAAGAACUCAAAUCGUUUAAGCCGAGACUAUCAAUGUGUGUUGGGGGAAAUGCUCCUGUUUCAUACCCCAAACAUUGUGUCCAUAGACUUUGUCAAGGAAACGGAGGUGGAGAAAGUCUUCAAGUUCCUCGACACCGUCGCUUGUUGCUCUCAAAAGUGGCACGGCAUGAGGCGUCUCCGCCGUGUGAAGUUGGAUGUGCGCUUUGCUGAAGACAUCCCCGAGUCACAUUAUAUGGGCUAUCUCUCCAGACUUGCCGCGGUUGCUCCGAGCGUGCAGCAUCUUCACACAUAUCUGCUAGGUGAUUGUCGCCCACCACUCCUCGACUGGGCUCCUGUCACAGUCCAAUCGCAGGUCCCGACUCCUCCUCACAUGGUGACCUUCCUCAGCAGCCUCAGGUCUAUAAACAUCACCAACUCCACCGAUUCCAUCCCCUUUGAAAGGACACUCGGAGCGCACAUUAGCCACUGCAAGAGCAUUGAGGAGGUACGGUACCUCUCAGGCAACCGGGAUGUUGCAUCGUUCAUGCAGUUGAUGCGGCCCCUGUCUCGCACUAUCAAGCGACUGGGCUGCACUCAGUGGAAUGCCCAAGGCAACGAAACUAUCUGGGACCCUCUCCGCAACGACUCCGUGGCAGUGAUUGAGACUAUUGCGGGCUUGACGUCGCUCGAGGCCCUCCUCUUCGACUUGACCGGUCCAUCGGUGUUAUCUGAGCACGGGGACUCGGCCAGCACGAUUGUUCCGUUCAUGUGCGCCCUACCCAAGUCUUUGCGCGUUUUGGCCAUUGGCGGUUGCAACUGGGUAUGUCUCAAGCAGGGCCUCUCGCAACUCAUGGAUCGUGUCCACGACGGCAUGCUUCCAAACUUCCGCACCCUCCACGUGGGCUGCUAUAAUGAAAGUCAUCACCAUCCCUUCAUUGAGGCAUUUGCCGAGUUUGGCGUUAAAAUGAAGAUGCACGAGAACCUGUGGCUUUACGAGGACGCUUUAAGAAAAGUAUGGAUGCACAUGGGGGAAUAG